CGCGGGCGCCCAUUCUGCGGCGGCGGCGGCGCUGGCGGCGGCCGUGUUCAUGUCCUAACGGCUGUGCGGCGGCGGGCGAGGCGGGGCCCCUCCAUGCGGGGGCUGCGGUGCCGCAGCGCUUUGGCCGCCUUCACCUUGCUGGUGCUGUUUGGCGUGGCGGCGGGCGGCCCGGAGCCGCCAACGGGCGAUGCCGCGGCUGUGGAGGCCGCUUUCGGGUUGGGGGCGGCCGCCGCUCCUGCUGUUUUGCCGGCCGGUUCCGCUGACGUGACGGUGGAGGAUGAUGAGGCCGGUGUGACCUCGGCGGCGCCUGGCGACCAGGAGGCUGAGGAGAGCGGAGAGGCCCGGACCGGCGGCAGGUCUCUGGUGGUUAUCAGCACCCUGGACGGACGCAUUGCUGCCCUGGACCCCGAGAACAGCGGCAGGAAGCAGUGGGAUCUGGAUGUGGGGUCGGGUUCUCUGGUGUCAUCCAGCCUCAGUAAACCAGAGGUGUUUGGCAAUAAGGUGAUAAUCCCUUCCUUGGAUGGGGACCUGUUCCAGUGGGACCGGGACCGAGAGAGCAUGGAGGCUGUGCCCUUCACAGUCGAGUCCCUGCUCGAGUCUUCCUACAAGUUCGGUGAGGACGUUGUCUUGGUUGGGGGAAAGUCUCUGACAACCUAUGGGCUGAGCUCAUACUCAGGGAAGGUGAAGUACAUCUGCUCAGCCGUGGGCUGUCGGCGCUGGGACGACGAGGAGACGGAGCAGGAGGAGACUCUGCUCUUGCACCGCACGCAGAAAACCGUGCGGGCGGUGGGACCGCGCAGCGGCACCGAGAAGUGGAAUUUCAGCGUCGGUCACUUCGAGCUGCGCUACGUCCCAGAGCUCGAAAGCAGAGCUGGGUACCUGGAGGGCAGCUUGAAAUCAACUGUGGGCAAGGAGGACACCAAAAUCAUUUCAGAUGUGGAGGAGCAGGAAGCUGUGAUGAAAGACACAGUGAUAAAGGUCUCAGUAGCUGACUGGAAGGUGAUGGCUUUUAACAAACGAGGAGGACAUCUGGAAUGGGAAUACCAGUUCUGCACUCCCAUCGCCUCUGCGUGGCUGGUGAAGGACGGCAAAGUGAUCCCCAUCAGCCUCUUCGAUGACACGAGUUACACUGCCAGCAGCGAGGUGCUGGAAGAUGAGGAGGAUCUGGUGGAAGCUGCCAGGGGGGCCACAGAGUCCAGCGUCUAUUUGGGUAUGUACAGGGGCCAGCUGUACCUGCAGUCCUCAGUCAGGAUCUCUGAGAAAUUCCCAAGCAACCCCAAGGCUCUGGAAUCCAGGAAUGACAACUCCAUUAUCCCUCUGCCCAAGAUCAAGUGGAAGCCUUUGAUCCAUUCUCCUUCCAGGACUCCCGUGCUGGUGGGCUCUGACGAGUUUGACAAGUGCCUCAGCAACGACAAGUUCUCCCAUGAGGAGUACAGCAACGGAGCGCUCUCGGUGCUGCAGUACCCCUACGACAAUGGCUACUACCUGCCCUACUACAAGCGGGAGCGCAGCCGGCGCAGCACCCAGAUCACCGUCAGGUUCUUCGAGGACGCCGGCUACAAGAGCCUCCGCAAGAAGGACCCUGUGCUGCUGCUGCACUGGUGGAAGGAGAUCGUGGGCACCAUCCUCUUCUGCAUCGUGGCCACCACCUUCAUCGUGCGCAGGCUCUUCCACCCCCAGCCGCACAGCAGGCUGCGGAAGGAGUCGGAGACGCAGUGCCAGACAGACAGCAAGUACGAGCCUGCUGCUGAGAGCGUCCAGGACAGCAGCUGGAGCGACCUCAAGAGCUCCGGAUACGUGUCCAGGUACCUGACAGAUUUUGAACCCAUCCAGUGUCUGGGGCGUGGAGGCUUUGGAGUAGUCUUCGAAGCCAGGAACAAAGUGGACGACUGCAACUACGCCAUCAAACGGAUCCGGCUGCCCAACAGGGAGCUGGCGCGCGAGAAGGUGAUGCGGGAGGUGAAGGCCUUGGCCAAGCUGGAGCACCCAGGCAUCGUCCGCUACUUCAACGCCUGGCUGGAGGCUCCCCCCGAGAGCUGGCAGGAGAAGAUGGAUGAGCAGUGGCUGAAGGAUGAAAGCACUGACUGGCCACUCAGCUCUCCCAGCCCCAUGGAUGUGCCAUCCUUCAAGAUCAGAGCAGAGCCUUUCUCUGCCAAGGAGCAGGUGGAGGUGGCUGCCACUUGCUCGGAGAGGCUGGCCUCCGUGGGAAUACCCUGUGGGCAGUCUGACACCUCUGGAAGCCACUUUUCUCCUCUGGAGUUCUCUGCCACGGACAACAGGGACUUGCAGCAGUCAGAGGACCCUCUGCUGAACCUGCAGGACAGUGUCCUGACAGGCUGUGAUGCAGAGGACAGCACCAUCAACAGCAACGUCCUGGAGCACUCCCUGGGAAUGUGCUCUUCGGCUGCUCCUGGAGGGCACCUGAGGGAAGGGACCUCCUCCUCCAUUGUGUUUGAGGAUUCAGGCUGUGGCAACGCCUCCAGUAAGGAGGAGAAGGUUGAUGUUUCACACAAGGAGAGCUUUUCUGACGGGAAGGCAAGAGGUGCAAAGGAACCUGAGCAUCAGAAGUCUACUUCAGGAAGUCCUCUGUCUGUGUCUCCGCCGAGGCCAACCAGCCUGAGCCUGGACCUUUCUAAGAACAUUGCAGACAAAGUCAAGCCUCCCUCCCCAAAGGUCUACCUGUACAUCCAGAUGCAGCUCUGCAGGAAGGAGAACCUCAAAGACUGGAUGAGCAGGAGGUGCAGGAUAGAGGAGAGGGAGAGGACGGAGUGCCUGCAGAUAUUCCUGCAGAUAGCUGAAGCUGUUGACUUCCUGCACAGCAAGGGCCUGAUGCACAGGGAUCUGAAGCCUUCCAAUAUAUUUUUCACCAUGGAUGACAUAGUGAAGGUUGGGGACUUUGGGCUGGUGACUGCUAUGGACCAGGACGAGGAGGAGGAGUCGGUGCUCACCCCAAUGCCAGCCUACGCCAGGCACACAGGACAAGUAGGGACCAAACUCUACAUGAGCCCAGAACAGAUCUGUGGGAACACUUACUCACACAAAGUGGACAUCUUCUCCCUGGGGCUGAUCCUCUUUGAGCUGCUUUACCCUUUCAGCACGCAGAUGGAGAGGGUCAGGACCUUGAGUGAUGUUAGAAAUCUGAAGUUUCCACCACUGUUCACUCAGAAAUAUGCACAAGAGUACACCAUGGUGAAGGAGAUGCUCUCGCCCAGCCCCACCGAGAGGCCAGAGGCGGCAGCAGUGAUCGAGAACCCUGUGUUUGAAGAGCUGGAGCUGCCCCCCAAGCCGGUGCUGAGGCAGAGGUCACGGACAAUGAGCCUGUCGGGGAACAAGCACUGCAGGCAGCCCAGCAAAUGACUGCUCAGGACCCCCCUGCCCGCCCAGGCUGGGUGGGCUGGGGCAGCAGCAGCAUGCCCAGCAGGAUGCCCAGCCUGGCAGUGGGUCACCAAAGCUCUUCCUGCUGUGCUGGAUGGAGAAGAUGUCUUGGCCAGAGUUGGGUUUCCUUUGCCAGCCAACAAAAGCCACACUUCCCACAUUCCACUUCCUCUCCUGGGCAGGGGGUGCAGCCCCUGUGCCCACCACUCUCCUGCCCCAGUUUCCUUCCUUUGCUGGGGGGUGGGGGGCAUUUCUUUUCCUUUGGGAAGCUUGUAAAUGUCAGCUUGCUGGGUAAGGGAGAGCUGUAAGGUGUAAAUAGAACUAAAUCCUGUAUUUUUAUAGAGCAAAUUACAGUCUCUAAGCCUGGUGAGGAUCUCUCCUGCUCCUUGGUGAAAUGAAGAUGAUUUUGCAAUGAGCUGCGACUCCACUUUUGUUGUCUCUGCUGGGGGAAACUGGGGACCUGCACUGUUUUUAAAGCAAAAACCACCCCUGAAUCCCACAGCUGUAUCAACUGGCACUGGCCAGAGCCAGCCACCCCCUCCCUCUGCACUCUGCUCUAGCUUAGGGAAUGCAUUUUAGCCCGAGAAGGAAAAGGAGCUUCUGCUGGUUUGGCCAUUAAGAAGGGCUUGGGCUGGGUUUUUAACCUUAAGGCAGUGGCUGGAAGAACCCUAGUUGGAAACUAAAAUCAUCUAGGAAAAGCUUGAGGUUCUGCAAGCUUCAGGCUGAUGAAGUCAUCCCUGUCCUGGGGCAGCUGCUGCAGUUGGACUUGGGAAAGGCAAAAACAUCACAACACCAGGCAGCAGGGCCCUGUGUGCUCUGCUGCUGGAGCUGCCUCCUGCCCUGCUCCUGCUCCUGCCUCUGCCCUUCUCAAAGCUCCUUCUCCAGCCUCUUCUCCUCCCCUGCUCCUUCUCCAGCCUUUUCUCAUGCCCUUCCUCUGCUCCUGCCUUUCUCAAAGCUUCUUCUCCAGCCUUUUCUCUUGCCCUGCUUCUGCUCCUGCCUUUCUGAACACUCCUUCUCCAGCCGUGUCUCCUGCCCUGCUGCUCCAGCUCCCGCCUCUCCUCCUGCCCCGCUCCCGCGGUGAUUGUGUAUGGCAGCCAGGCUCAAUCCGUUUGGGUUGGUGGUGUACAGAAGGCACUUGCUGUCACUGUCGAGUGCACUGAGAUUAUUGUGACUUCUUUCAAGUCUGAACGAUUUAAUAAACUUCUCUUUGUUUUAUUUAUAAA
Messenger RNA from Pogoniulus pusillus (Red-fronted tinkerbird), 4598 nucleotides. RefSeq names its product eukaryotic translation initiation factor 2 alpha kinase 3 (gene EIF2AK3). Gene Ontology annotation, molecular function: eukaryotic translation initiation factor 2alpha kinase activity; ATP binding; protein binding. Gene Ontology annotation, biological process: eiF2alpha phosphorylation in response to endoplasmic reticulum stress. Bases 94 to 3357 code for a protein of 1087 amino acids. The transcript is spliced from 17 exons. Gene Ontology annotation, cellular component: cytoplasm; nucleus. Lineage: Eukaryota; Metazoa; Chordata; Aves; Piciformes; Lybiidae. The record is from RefSeq and is a predicted model, not a curated record.